AUGGCGAACUUGUACUCGUGGCUUUUCCUUAUGAUUUGUGCCACUCUUUUGGUGAUGAGUUCGUCGCCGACAGCGGUGGUGGAUGCAGGAGGAAUGGGAAUGGGAAUGGGAAUGGAAUGGAUAUCAAACAAAAGUACCUGCAAGGGAUCCAUAGCUGACUGCAUGGAAGAAAGGGACGAGUUUGAAUUGGACAGCGAGAUCAACCGGCGCAUCUUAGCCACCACCCAGUAUAUCAGCUACGGUGCGCUCCAGAGGAACACUGUGCCCUGUUCUCGCCGUGGUGCCUCUUACUACAAUUGCCGACCUGGAGCUCAGGCUAACCCUUACAGUCGUGGCUGCAGUGCCAUUACAAGGUGCAGGAGCUAA
This is a messenger RNA of Gastrolobium bilobum, 366 nucleotides long. Its product is annotated as rapid alkalinization factor. The record is from RefSeq and is a predicted model, not a curated record. Lineage: Eukaryota; Viridiplantae; Streptophyta; Magnoliopsida; Fabales; Fabaceae. The coding region runs from base 1 to 366 and encodes 121 amino acids. The transcript has a single exon.